AUGAAUCAACUCGGUGAUUUCGAGCUCGCAAAGUGGGGCCAUGGAGACCACAAUGGACUCGUCAAGAUCUCAGCAGCAGGCAGUCAAGGUCCAGCCAUGUCGCUCAAUGACCUCAAAGCCAUAUCAACAGACCCGGAAGCAACAUCGGCCGCUCUCAAUUUCGAUGACAUGAAACUUACGGCCGCCCACACCACCACAGACGCAGUGACCCACCACCUCGCCUCCUUCUACGACAGCACAAAAGUCUUCGUCCAGCCCUCCGACAUCCUCCUCGCCCACGGCACCACAGGCGCCAACUCUAUCGUCCUCCAAGGCCUGCUCUCCCCCGGCGACCACGUCAUCUCCACCUUCCCAACCUACGCCCCUCUCUUCUCACUCGCAAAAGCCUGCGGCGCCACCCUCUCCUUCCUCCGUCUCCGCGACGAGAACAACUGGACCAUCGACAUUCCCGAACUCGAAGCCCUGAUUAAGCCUGAGACCAAAAUGCUCAUCCUCAAUAACCCCCACAACCCCACCGGCUCUACCAUCUCUACGUCCACGCAAGCCGCGCUCGUCGCUCUCGCGGCAAAACACGAUCUCAUACUCUUCUGCGACGAGAUCUUCCGCCCCCUCUUCCACAUCGCGGAGCACCCGAGCUCUUUCCUCGAGCACGCCAGCAAAUCCUACGAUCGCAUCGUCGUCACAGGCUCGCUAAGCAAAGCCUGGGGAUUCGCCGGCGUGCGCAUCGGUUGGGCUGCUACUACUUCCCCUGCGCUCCGCGAGAAGAUGCGAAGGGUAAGGGAGUGGAUCCUGCAAGAGGUUGGUGAGGUGGAUAAACGGAUUGCGGGGGAGGUGUUGGGGCCGCGGUGUUGUUCUGCUAUAUUGGCGAAGAAUCUGGAGAUUGCGAGGGAGAAUUGGGGGUUGUUGAGGGAGUUUUUGAGGGUGUGGGAGGGGAGCGUGAGGUGUGUGGUGCCGACUGGGGGAUCGACUGCGUUUGUUCGAUUUUUACGGAAGGGUGGUGAGGGUGGUGAGGUGAGGCCGGUGGAUGAUUUGCUGUUCUGUCAGGGAUUGUUGGAGGAGACGGGUGUGCUGGUCAGUCCUGGGAGGCUUUGUUUCGGACCGGACGAGGAGGAGUUGAAGGGUUAUGUGCGGAUGCAUAUCUGUAUACCGCCUGACAAUUUUCGACGAGCUAUCGAGGGCUUGGAGAGGUUCUUAAAGAGUGACAGGUUUGCGAAGAUUCAAUGA
Saxophila tyrrhenica is the source of this 1224-nucleotide messenger RNA. RefSeq lists its product as uncharacterized. Gene Ontology annotation, biological process: biosynthetic process. The record is from RefSeq and is a predicted model, not a curated record. Gene Ontology annotation, molecular function: pyridoxal phosphate binding. The transcript has 2 exons. The coding region runs from base 1 to 1224 and encodes 407 amino acids. Lineage: Eukaryota; Fungi; Ascomycota; Dothideomycetes; Mycosphaerellales; Extremaceae.